This is a messenger RNA of Calliphora vicina (urban bluebottle blowfly), 1207 nucleotides long. RefSeq names its product ribonuclease H1 (gene rnh1). The record is from RefSeq and is a predicted model, not a curated record. The coding region runs from base 58 to 1050 and encodes 330 amino acids. Gene Ontology annotation, molecular function: magnesium ion binding; RNA-DNA hybrid ribonuclease activity; nucleic acid binding. Lineage: Eukaryota; Metazoa; Arthropoda; Insecta; Diptera; Calliphoridae. The transcript has 6 exons. Gene Ontology annotation, biological process: DNA replication, removal of RNA primer.
UUUCUCUAUUUACCAGUAUACAAAUUGUGUUUCCACAUAAAAAAAUUUUCCCAUUAAAUGCAAUUAUUAAAGAUUGCAUUUAAUAAUUUCCAAAUAAAUCGUAUAAUGUCUUUUUAUGCCGUUGCAAAGGGACGUAAAGUUGGUAUUUACAGUACUUGGGCAGAAUGUCAAGAGAAAAUAAAUGGCUAUAGAGGAGCCAGAUAUAAAAAAUUUCCUACACGCGAAGCUGCUGAAGAAUUUAUAGGCGCUUAUUAUGUCGACGGCAAAAAAAUACAGUACAAAAGUGACGGUAUAGCCGUUCCUUCAGACGCUGUAAUCAAACAAACUGAGUCUAAGCAGGAAGAGGAAAUAAAUGAUUUAUGGCCACCAUGUGAUGGUGAUGAUUAUCAAAUAACAGAUGAUGAUUUGUUGAUGGCUUUAGCUGAAGUUGAGGGACUGCCAGAAACUUCAUUAAAUCGUAAACGAAAAUUAGAAUCCUCAACUGGCAGUUCUUCAGGUAAAAUACCUAGACAUGAAUCCAUAAUUUGGGAACCGGUUGGUUUAAAACAUAUUGGCAAUAUGGAAUUUCUUCUGGAUUCUGAGGGCUAUGUUAUCGUUUAUACAGAUGGUUCCUGCUUUAACAAUGGCCAAAAGAAUGCUUGUGCCGGUUAUGGUGUAUAUUUUGGUGAUGAACAUGUUCUUAAUGUUGGCAAACCUGUAACUGGACGUGUCACUAAUAAUGUUGGCGAAAUUCAGGCUGCAAUUUAUGCUAUCAAAACUGCCAAACGUUUGGGUAUUACUAAACUAUGCCUCAGUACCGAUUCUCAAUUUCUCAUUAAUUCCAUAACACUUUGGAUAAGGGGGUGGAAAGCAAAAAACUGGCGUUUAAAAAGUGGUGAUCCUGUUAAAAACUUGACGGAGUUUAAGGAAUUGGAUGCUUUGUUACAAGACAAUUUAAUUAAUAUAAAAUGGAAUUAUGUCAAAGCUCAUAAAGGAAUAAAGGGCAAUGAAAUGGCGGAUAAAUUGGCACGAGAAGGCUCUGAAAUAUAUAAAAGAAUGCAUCUGACAUAGGCAUUAUGUAGAUUUUAUUUCUGUAUUGAUUAUUUUAUUACGAAUUAUAAAGUAAACCACUUAAGCUAUAUGAACACCAAUAAGGGAUAUUGGAACACAACAGCAAGAAAAAAUACAAAUCUUAAAAUAAAACAAAUGGCUAUUGAAAUUUAAAUAA